Micropterus dolomieu (smallmouth bass) is the source of this 920-nucleotide messenger RNA. RefSeq lists its product as uncharacterized. The transcript has 3 exons. The coding region runs from base 180 to 920 and encodes 246 amino acids. The record is from RefSeq and is a predicted model, not a curated record. NCBI's taxonomy places the organism in Eukaryota, Metazoa, Chordata, Actinopteri, Centrarchiformes, Centrarchidae.
AUGAAUUAUGAGCAAUAUCGUUUGGGCGUUUUAACCCUCUACCAAAGGCUACUCUGAUGGUCAGAGACAGGGUGUGAAUGAAUGUCUUUGUUUCAAGACAAGGAAGCAGAUACCACGAGCCACAAGUCAUGCCUGUGUUGGCGUGAAGAAGUGCGUGUGUGUGAUCUUAUGGUGCAACCAUGACAAGAGUAGCACUGGCUAAACUUCUCAUCCUCCUGAUCAUCGCCUUGAUCAUCUGCCUCCCAGAAUUCUUCACACUGCACAGAGCAUCAAAAGUUAGCUUCCUCUGUCUGCCCUACCGACCCUGUGAGCGAAGGAAUCAGGUGAGGGGAAAUGGGAAGACUGGGGAUACUGAAAUUAGGGGAAAGGACAUGUGUGACCCUUCACAGGUUCCAGAAUAUGAAAAGUGGGAGGAGGCCUGCGCACAAGAGAAUCAAAGCAACAUGACAGAUCCUGCGUCUGACUCCAGGAGAGACCGUGAAGACCCAGAAAAGAGCUGGUUCAUGUGUGAAACAGAUAUGGACAUGGCAGAAUUACAUAGCAACAGCUCAUCUUCAGCUUUAAAGGUACAUUUCAAGGUGUCAGUGGAGCUUCAGUUCAGAGAUGCAGAGACCCUGAAUCUCACCCUGUAUGGUGGCAAUAAUCAGAGCUCUUUACUCCUCAACCUACCCGAGGAGGAGGAGGAGGAAGAGGAGGAGGAGGAAAAGAAUAAGGAUGAUGAAGGUCAGAGGAAAGCAUUUUACUGCUGUUUCCCUGCCUCACCCACCUCGGAGUCAGCCAAUCAAAGCCGCUGUCUCCUUUGGCUCGCCAAUCAAACAGUUUUGACUGCAACAGAAAAGGGAAAGCUGCCAUGGAAACGGCCACAGAAAGGUUGGUGUCAGGCUGAGAUAGCAGUGCUUCUUUGUUCCCCAUGUGGUUAG